AUGGCACAGCUUCUCAAACAUCAAGACGUACUUGCAGCGCUUUUAGACAGGAUAUCCGAAAAUCAGAGGUCGGCCGCCAGCUUAAUGCAGAAUGAUGAACAGCCUGAGAAGGACAGUGAAAGGAAGAAAGAAGUUGAUCGAGUAGACGAGGUUAUCCGAGCACAAGCUACUCGCAACACUCACAAGCGGAAGCUUGAUGAUGUCAAUAUCGACUCCAACAACGAUCCCAACAAGGAGAAUAUCGCUCCGUGUCGUGUGCCCAAGCAGCUGUCUCUGCCCGGUGCCCCCAUCAAACGUAUCCGUCGUGAGAAAACGGGCACUGAGUGGCAAUCGGUCUUCGAUAUCCUCAAGUAUGAUGAGGAGAUAUAUGGGAAGCGGGAUGAAGGCCUUUAA
Suillus fuscotomentosus is the source of this 393-nucleotide messenger RNA. RefSeq lists its product as uncharacterized. The record is from RefSeq and is a predicted model, not a curated record. The transcript has 2 exons. Lineage: Eukaryota; Fungi; Basidiomycota; Agaricomycetes; Boletales; Suillaceae. Bases 1 to 393 code for a protein of 130 amino acids.